AUGCUGCUGCAGUCACAGCCGGCGAACAGCACUAUGCCCGCCGGACUGACCCGCCACAGCAAGCGGAAGGCCGUCGAUUCGCUCGACAACAACGAGCGUCUGUCUAAGCGGCUGAGUUUGCUGAACAUUGAACAAAGUGGUACCAGGAUCUACGCUCCUGUCGCGAGCACUAGAUCACCAGUCGAGCACCAGCCCGUCCCCUCGUCAUCCUUCCAUGAAACUCUGCACGGACAGAACCAGUCGGCAUUGCCGGACGCCGCACAGUAUCCCCCGGCACGAGCCUUUUUCGAGACAGUAGCAGCACCGGCUGUGCCAGUUCCUCCAUCACGCACCGCUGAUGAGUCUUCCGACAUGCAGGUGGACGACACCAAGUUCAAGGUGUACAUCCACAACAUCGACGACGAGCUGGCCAGCGGCUCUGACUCGGACGGCGACGGCGAUGGAAAGCUCGUCUUCCUGCCCCACGUCAACAAGCACCUGCGCGAUGCUGCGCGGUCCAACGCCGGCUUCGUGCCCGCCAUCCCCCGGCCUAUCCGGGUCAACGAGGACGGUGAGCUGGCCGGCAUGCAGCUCGUGCUCUACAACGACCCCAGCUCGCUCUCCGUGGCACCCGAGCACGACAGCGUCCGCCAGGCUAUUUUGGAUGCCCGCGCCCGCAUUAGAGAGCGGCAGCGUGGGCAGUGCCUGGACAGCCCGCAGGGUCCAAGUAGCCCUGGCGUCUCGGACAUGACCGACGAAGAGUCCUCGUCUAUGCUGCAGUCUCCUGCUCGGUUCGACGAUGACGAUGAUGCCAUGGAAAUGGACUGA
Grosmannia clavigera kw1407 is the source of this 807-nucleotide messenger RNA. RefSeq lists its product as uncharacterized. The coding region runs from base 1 to 807 and encodes 268 amino acids. The record is from RefSeq and is a predicted model, not a curated record. Lineage: Eukaryota; Fungi; Ascomycota; Sordariomycetes; Ophiostomatales; Ophiostomataceae. The transcript is spliced from 2 exons.